AGCUUGUUUAUACGUCUGAUCAAAUUUUAACCAAUGAUACAUUCGCUUGUCAUGUCACCGACGUCGGUGGACCAAUAAUCUAUUAUACUCACGCCAAGCCUUGCCCCCAACGCACAGUAGUCAUUUACACAAAGUGAAGUUACGAUUUCUGUCACCAUGGCUGACGAGUGGAAGGAGUGCAUGGACCACUGUUUGGAGGUGACCAAAGAAGCGGGGAAGAUGAUCCGUGCAGCGCUCCAGAAGGACAUAGCCAUCAUGCAGAAGAGCUCUCCGGUGGAUCUGGUGACUGAGACGGACCAGAAGGUGGAGCAGCUCAUCAUCUCCUCCAUCAAGGAGAAGUAUCCCACACACAGUUUCAUAGGGGAGGAGUCAGUAGCCGCUGGUGCCCCCAGCAUCCUGACAGACAACCCCACCUGGAUCAUCGACCCCAUCGAUGGGACCACCAACUUUGUACACAGGUUCCCCUUUGUGUCUGUGUCGAUCGGCUUUGCUGUGAAGAAAGAGAUAGAGUUCGGUAUCGUUUACAGCUGCAUAGAGGAUAAGAUGUACACUGCUCGGAAAGGGAAUGGAGCGUUCUGUGAUGGAGUCCCCAUCAAGGUGUCUGGGCAGGAAGACAUCACUAAGUCCUUGGUGCUCACGGAGAUGGGUUUCAAGAAGGACCCUGAGCACUUCAAAACAAUGAUGGCCAACAUCAAGACCAUCCUCUCCAUCCCUGUACAUGGGAUUCGUUCACCGGGCAGUGCGGCGGUAAACAUGUGUCUGGUUGCGUGCGGCGCAGCGGACGCCUACUACCACAUGGGCAUCCACUGCUGGGACAUGGCGGCGGGCGCCGCCAUCAUCAGAGAGGCAGGCGGAGUCAUCACAGACAUCUCAGGAGGACCGUUUGACCUGAUGUCCAGGAGGCUGAUCAUCGCUAGCAGCAGGACCAUCGCAGAACACAUCGCCUCUAAAAUGACUGUGUUCCCCUGUGGACGGGACGACUUGGAGGACUAGAGACACACACAUACACACUAUAUGUAUGUUUACACUGCUUGUGAUUGGCAGGUCCGGAUUUAAGUUCUGCCUUAUCUUUUAAAGUUGUGAUAUUGACCUCCUGUUAGAUGCCGCGUGGACUUGUGGGAACAUGUCAGUAUUUUCAGGUAGUUUCACUUCAUUUAUCAAGCAGUAUCUCCUUUUCGGCUACUCCAGGGCUUUGACUUGUUAUUUAUAUGUUUUUUGGGCUUUUUCUUAGUAAAUCUUUUGUCUAUGUCAGUGAUAUCACCUCUAUCCUGUAGAGAUAUGUACAACUACAUACUGUACUUCAACAAGAUAUCAGUGAAACAAAGCCAUCCUUGCAAUUCUCCACCCCUGGGGCUCUGGAAAUGCACUCUUAAGUCAACAUUUUAGUAGUGAAAUUGGUUGUUUCUCACUCUGCGUUCCUGUGUAAGAUGUGUAUAGAUCUUAACUUAUCGCAGCCAAUUGCUUUUGUGUUUGCAGGAAAUGAAAGUAACAUGAAAGUUCAGAAAGCCAUUAUUGUUUUUCAGACCGAGCAGUAGCUUCCUUACCUUGUAACAACUAUGGUUUGAUUGAAAGAAAUAUAGAUGAGUAUUCUGUAAAUAACAAUGUGUAAUAACUAUGGUAUAUUAUUUCAGUGAGUCAUCUAAUGUACAUUUGGUGUUUGAAUAUCAGGAAAAACAUCACAUUUUGUUUGUUUUUUAGGACCAACUUUGCUGCCAUUUAAAGGGUAGCGAUUCUGUUGUGGUGGUGGGAGGGAGGAGGAGUGUUGAAACAAGUGUGGAUGAGUUACGCAAGGUCGGCAAGACUGGAAUGUCAAAAUGCAUCUUAAUAUUGACUUGAUCUCUAUGUCUGAUUCUUACCAUCCCCGCUUUCUUCUCUGUUCUCAGGAAACUGAAACAAUGAUUCCAUAUGUUUCCCACUGUCCCCCAUGAGUCACUGCAUAUCACGUCUGGAAACACGCUCUUAAGCCCAAGUACAAAAAGGAGCUAAUGCCACUGUUGCUGCUGUAUCAAAUGUGAAGGCGGCAUACUUGCUCUACAAGUCCAACAUUCUUUUAUUAGUCUGCAAUCAUACACAAACGCAUACUGCAGAUGUGGAUUUCCUCCUCAAUAAAGCAUAUGAACAUAUAGUG
Messenger RNA from Osmerus eperlanus (European smelt), 2128 nucleotides. RefSeq names its product inositol monophosphatase 1-like. The record is from RefSeq and is a predicted model, not a curated record. Gene Ontology annotation, molecular function: inositol monophosphate 1-phosphatase activity. NCBI's taxonomy places the organism in Eukaryota, Metazoa, Chordata, Actinopteri, Osmeriformes, Osmeridae. The transcript has 9 exons. Gene Ontology annotation, biological process: signal transduction; inositol metabolic process; phosphatidylinositol phosphate biosynthetic process. The coding region runs from base 157 to 993 and encodes 278 amino acids.